Molecule: messenger RNA, 449 nt
Organism: Spea bombifrons (plains spadefoot toad)
Lineage: Eukaryota; Metazoa; Chordata; Amphibia; Anura; Pelobatidae
Gene: NDUFB2
Product: NADH:ubiquinone oxidoreductase subunit B2
Exons: 4
Coding region: 61-366 (101 amino acids)
Cellular component (GO): mitochondrial inner membrane
Source: RefSeq, a predicted model, not a curated record
AUCAGCGCUGUUUGCAGCUUGCAGGCGGAAGGUGACAUUGUGCCCGGCUGUGGCGGUGACAUGUCUUCUCUGGUCCGCAUUGGAGGUGUCCUGAGGGCCGGGAGCCGGCUGCUGGGGGGUGUCGGGCGGUCGAGACCCGGAGUUCGCAAUGCCGGCGGAGGCGUUCACUUAGAACCUCGCUACAGGCAGUUUCCGGAGCUGACGAAGUCUCAGUCGCGGCAGGCAGAGUUUCUCAGCGGCUUCAUGUGGUUCUGGAUCCUGUGGCAUUUGUGGCACGACGUGGACGCCGUGCUGGGUCACUUCGAGUACCCUGACCCCUCAAAGUGGACAGAUGAGGAGCUGGGAAUCCCUUCCGAAGAUCAGUAAUCUCUCUAUUGGUUUUGGGCAGAUGAAUCGUAUCUGGGAACGUCCGUUCUUUACAUAUUGUAAAUAAAGCUGAGGAAACGUUG